This is a messenger RNA of Stylonychia lemnae, 876 nucleotides long. The record is from the annotation of a GenBank genome assembly. NCBI's taxonomy places the organism in Eukaryota, Ciliophora, Spirotrichea, Sporadotrichida, Oxytrichidae.
AUGAAGAUUUGGAGCAGACUUGUGAUAACUGCUUUAAUUUUGGUGAUUCUGAUAACAUCAAUAUAAAAUAAAUCUAGUGGAGGCAGAAGCAGUGGAGGUAGAAGCAGUGGUAGGUCUUCUUCGUUUAGAAGUUCGUACUCGACAGGCUAUAAUUCAUAUUAUGGAAAGUAUUACUAUAGUGGAUCUGGAGUCAGUGGAGGUGCAUGGUGGGUAUACUUAAUCAUUCUGGGAGUCCUAUUUAUUGCAUUCCUUUCAUAUAUAAUUGCGCUAUCGUGCACAAAUAAUAUUUCAUUCUGCAGAGCAUUAGUAGCAGUAUUGAUGUUUAACUGCAAAGAGCCAGCGCGAGAUGAUCUCGGCUGUUGUGGAAGAGAAAAAUCAAGAAAAAAUGCAUAUGAAACUAAAAAUAAACAAGUCAUUGAAAAUCAAAACAAUUCAUAGGUAAUAGAUCCUUACCAAGAUGAUGUUAAAAACGACGAUCAGAUCAUAUAAGUUUAAGAUAUAAAUACUGUUUAAGGAGCAGGUGGUUACCCUCCAAUGACCUAUGAUGCCUAACAAUAAAAUCUUUAACCUAUUGUUAACAGUGAUUAGAAUCAACCAGUAUUAUAUGGUGGUUUCCAAGCGUAGCAAGAGAUGAUUUAGCCUUAAGCACAGCCAAUAAUGAAGGUCAAUAGUUAUAAAAUUGAGUAAAAUACUGUUAAUAAGAAUGAUGAUAGCUCACUAGACUCAAGCUCAUUAUCUAAUGAUAAUAUGAACGAUCCUUUGAAAUAAUCUGAAUAAUAGCAAUUAUCAAACCCUCCCUUAGGAAACACAAUGCCUUUCGUGUAAACUUAGCAAUAGCCAGUAGGGAUAUCCUAUGUAGCAGCCACCCUACUAUGA